UCGCGCGCGCAUCAGCUCUGCCCCUAGUAUUCCGCCGAGCUCUGACCUUCUCCCUUAUCUGUAUUUUCUCAAAAGACAAGUUAUAAAUCUGGUUGUGUGUGAGUCUUCCCAAGUUUCCAUCUCGCUCGUUUGAGAAUCUGUGGUAUGCCCCUCUUUCAAGUUGCUCUUUUUCGCCGAUUGCUUCGCUUAUUCGAGUUAUCCGAUCUUCUUCUUCUUCUAUGACAUUAAAAAAUUGGAUAAAUUUGAGAGUGGUCACAUAAAUGAUUAUCGUGCUCAUAUCUUGGAUGGAUGAAAUAGUUAUGGAAUAAAGGGAGAGGACACUUGCAUGCAAAAUAUGUGAAGGACAAGCCAAUCCAAUAGGCUCUUAAGAAUAUUCCAAACGGAGUAGACAAGAAAGAAUGGGAGUCGUUAGUAAAGGAACAUUUUUCUUCAGAAAGUUUUCAGCUCAUAUUGAAGAAAUUGUUCAGUCGGAUCCAUCACUACCUAGCAUAGAGAUAGUAGAAAAAUAUUGUGGACCUCAUACUCGUAGCCAUGUAUUUGGCUUUGGGGGUGGAGUAAAGGCGAAAGACUUGAAAUGUGGCACUUCUUCAAAGGUUGAAUUACUGUCCGCGCUACGUUCAAUUCGAGAGGAAAACAAAUCUUUGAAUGAGGAAAACAAAUCCUUACAUGACCGCUUGUCUACCUUAGAAGAUGAGAUGAAAGAAAUGAAGAAAAUAAAGGAAUUAUUCGCUGCACAACAAUCACAUGUCUCACCUAGGACAUCGCCCGGUUCAACUGAAUGGCCACUAUUUUUGUUUGCUGGCCAAGUUUUGAAGAUUGAAGCUACAAGAAUGCAAGUUUGGAAGAUACACAAGUUCAUUAUUAUUUUGCUAGGAAUAUUAUGUAAAACUUGAUAUUGUUGUCUAACGCAGGAUGUUAUCUAAGCUUUUUUGUUAAGGUGUUGAGUAAAUAUUGAAACUAACAUCAUGGGUGUUAACAUUGUAAUUAAUAUCUUUUUAUAUCAAGACUUUUUAGGAGCAA
Nicotiana attenuata is the source of this 1020-nucleotide messenger RNA. RefSeq lists its product as uncharacterized. The record is from RefSeq and is a predicted model, not a curated record. Lineage: Eukaryota; Viridiplantae; Streptophyta; Magnoliopsida; Solanales; Solanaceae. Bases 399 to 893 code for a protein of 164 amino acids. The transcript is spliced from 4 exons.